ACUGUCACCGCUUCCAAUGCGCGUGUCCGCUUAAGGGCGUGCGCACUCCCGUCCCAGCAGGAAAUAUGGCGGCGCUCAUGACUUUAAGUCAGUUAUCGAGCGGAAACCCGGUAUAUGACAACUAUUUCCGACAGGUUGACCGUGGAAACACAGGACAAAUAUCAGCUGGGGAUGCAGCUCAAUUCCUUAAGAAGUCGGGGCUGUCCGACAGUACACUUGGAAAGAUUUGGGAUUUGGCUGAUUCGGAACGAAAAGGCUAUUUGGACAAGAGGGGUUUCUUCAUAGCUCUCAGGCUUGUGGCUUCGGCACAGGGCGGCAACGACAUUAGCCUCAACAACCUCAACCAAACGCUAGCUCCUCCCAAGUUUAAGGACACUGGUAGUCCAUUAGCGAGCCUAUCCCCAGUACCAUCAACACAAACAGACUCGCAGUGGGCAAUACGGCCUGACGAAAAAGGGAAAUUUGAUGGUAUCUUUGAAAGUCUGUUGCCAGUCAACGGCCUCCUACCAGGGGAUAAGGUCAAACCCGUGCUCAUAAACUCCAAGCUACCUCUGGAAGUGUUGGGAAAGAUUUGGGAAAUUAGUGAUGUCGACCAGGAUGGGCAGCUGGACAAAGAGGAGUUUUCCGUGGCCAUGCAUCUGGUCUACCGAGCCAUGGAGCAGGAGCCCGUCCCGGCCACCUUGCCCUCCAACCUCAUCCCGCCGUCCAAGAGGAGGAAGUCUGGCAUGAAGUUGGCGGGCGCCGUGGCCGUGCUGCCCGGUCUGUUCGGGAUGUCCCUCUCCUCGGCUCCGUCGCCCCUGAAGGAGACCCUGCGGCCCACCCCCUCCCUGAGUGCCGUAGCUUCCCUGGGAACGCCAACCAGCGGCCUCUCGCCUAAGCACUCCUUCAAGUCCAGUCCACAGCAGACCUCCUCCGUGAACUGGGUGGUCCCGCUGGCAGACAGGGGGCGCUACGACGACCUCUUCCUCAAAACGGACACAGACAUGGACGGCCUGGUCACUGGUACGGAGGUCAUAGAGAUCUUCAUGCUGUCCAGCCUGCCCCAGACCAUGCUGGCCCAGAUAUGGGGCCUGGCGGACACCAAGCAGAUGGGCAAGCUGAGCAGGGAGCAGUUCUCCCUGGCCAUGUACCUGAUCCAGCAGAAGGUCAGCCAGGGCACGGACCCCCCGCAGAGCCUCACCCCGGACAUGAUCCCCCCGUCGGAGCGGAGCGCGCCCGCGGCCGCCGGCCCCACCUACGCUGGUUUCAUGUCUGCUGUGGGACCUGAGCUUGGCGCCUUUGCUCAUCUGCGCAGAGACAGCAACAGUUCCAGCGGCUCAGCCGACCUGACGGGCAUCAAAGAACUGGACGACCUCAGCCAGGAAAUAGCUCAGCUGCAGAGGGACAAGUACGUCCUGGAGCUAGAGAUCAGAGAGAAGGAGGAAGCCAUCAGACAACAGAACACUGAGGUUCAGGAGAUGCAGGUGGACCUGGACCGGGAGAACGGCACCCUGCAGGACGCCGAGUCCCAGAAGCAGGACGCUAAGGAGAGGCUGGAGGAGAUGGACCAGCAGCGCUCCAAGCUGGAGGGGAUGCUGAACGACGUGAAGGUCAAGUGCCAGGACGAGUCCCAGACGAUCGCGUCCCUGCAGAGCCAGAUCCGCUCCCAGGAGCUGGACCUGCGGAGCCAGGAGGACGAGAUGGGUCGCACCAAGGGGGAGCUGAGCCGGCUGCAGGAGGAGGAGGCCCUGCUGGGCCAGAACCUGCUGUCGGGGCGCGUCCAGCUGGACAGCAUCACCAAGUCCCUGAGGGCCACCCAGGACGAGCUCAACCAGGCCCGCAGCAAACUGACUCAGAUCCAGGACAGCCAGCUGGAGGUGACCAAGGGCAUCGAGCAGUACGACCGUGCGCUCACCAACGGCGGCAGCAUGACCAACCUGGCGGACGACGUCCUCCCGGAGAAGGAGAACGGGGCCUUCAGAGGGACGGCGGAUUCCUUCAAGUCUCGGAUAGCCAUGUUCAACAGCAGCAACGGGCCCCGAGACACCUCCGGGGACCCCUUCCAGACCGAAGACCCCUUCAAGGCCGACUCCUUUCAAGAUGCUUUCGGGGGAGAUCCGUUCAAAGCCACCGACCCCUUCAAGGGAACAUCCUCCGAAGACUUCUUCAAAAAGACAGACAAGUCGGACCUGUUUGCGUCGUCAGACCCGUUCGGGAGGAAACCCACCCCUCCGCUCAAGCCGCCUGCCUUCGGUGGUGCUGACCUGUUCAGGUCCAACAGCCCCAAGGCAAAAGAACCAGAUGCGUUCGGGAAAACGGACGCCUUCGGGAAUAACUCCUUUGGAAGCAAGGGCGGUUUCGCCGACUUUACUCAGAUGUCAAAGAAGCAGGACAACCCCGCCAUGCCCCCCAAGAAAAAUGUGCCUAACCGCCCAGCACCUCCCUAUGCAGGAAGUGAAUACGGCGAGUCUGGAAGUGAGCGGCAGCAGAUGGAGUGGGCCCGGCGGGAGAGCCAGCGGGAGGAGCAGGAGAGGCAGCGGUGGCUCCGCCGCAUGGAGCACGAGGACCUGGAGCGGGCCAUCGCCCUCAGCAAGGCCCAGAUGCCCAGCACCUAAGCCACGCUCGACGGCAGACUCCGCCUCCUCCCUCCUAGUCCUCCUCCGCGUUUCCCUGACUCCAGAAAACUCUAAGACUCCUAACGCGACCGCAGACUCCUCCUCCCCCCCCCCUCCUUCUCUGUUCCCUGACUCCAGACACUCUAGGACUCCGGACGCGACGGCAGACUCCCCCCCCCCCCCCCUCCUCCCCCUCCCCUAUUCCCUGACUCCAGAGAUUCUCGGCCUCCAGACUCAACGGCAGACUCAACCUCCAUGUUUCCCUGACUCCAGAAACUCUAGGACUCCAGACUCGACGGCAGCCGUCCAGUGGCCGCAAAGCUCCCCCCCCCCCCCCCCUCCUGAAACCGGCCAACCAACCAACCCACCCCCUCCCCCCUCCAUCGGGUCUGUGAUUGGGCCUGGUGCUUCUCCGGCCAUUACUAGUCUGACUCCUGGUCAGGCUCCGCAUUUAGCUCCCGGUCGAGGUUCAGCGCUUCCCAAACUACAGGACGACUAUAAUCAAAUACUGUCCGGGGGCCACUUGAUUUAAGCCUGGCUACGUCCUGUCGGAACGUAGUCAUUGAAUGCGACUGCAAGCUUUUGAGGCCAACCUGACGGAGACGACGGCGAGGACGACUUGCACCCAGCGCCUAUUUAUUGCUAUUGCCGACCGCGCAGUUCUUCUUCUGAUGCCUUCCCGUUGCCCACCCAAUGUUUUUAAUCACGUUUUUAUUAUUUAUAUCCAACCGCAUUGAAUCUGUGGUUUUUAUGAAGUAUCUGUUCAUGCACUGUAUAGAAACCGUACGAGGGCCCACUUUGAACAACUUGGAACCAGUUUUAUAAUUUCAUUUUUUUUUUUUAUGUCAAUCUUUUCGAACUGCUACUUGCCAAUCCGUCUGAUUAAUCGUUUCUGACUUCCGAGUGCGGAUCUUAACGAGCGGUGUUUCAUAAUUUUUUAACGAAUUGCCCUAGGUGUCAGCCUUGUAACUGCAACGGGACCCCCCCCCCCCCCCCCCCCCUCCCCCUCCAUGUUCAGGGCAUUGGUUACACACUUGUUUAACACAAUGUUCACAAUGUUUGAUUCCCUUAUCGUCGGAGUUGCCAUUCCAGUCCUAUCCCCUAGUCCUAUCCCAUGUGUGACGGUACAAAUUCCUUGUUGGGCCUUUUAGUACAGCACAUGGGACAAGGAUUCACACAAAACUAAAACAAGGCAACACCCCCCUCAACGGUAAUCCAGUAUGGGUUAGACGUUACUGGAUUGAUUUGAGUUGUUUAGGGAGUGUUGGAAGCCUUUUAAUGAAGACAUUGAUGAUGACAUUAAUGAUCGAUGAGGUCAUGCUCGAUGGCUACAUCCCUCAAGAGUGCUGUUACGCCCCCACUAUGAUGUCAUGUGUAAGCAGUUCAAUAGAUUGCCUUAUUGCGUGCUAAUGGGUCACUCGCCUGCAAUGUGAGGCCAAUUUAAGGUAAAUGGGAUGUAAGCCUGGUUAGCACUGGUGCUUUUUAAAACACUACUCCAUUUGUUUUCAUUCUUUAUUUUUUUUUUUGUACAUGGGUUGAAUUACUACAAUUACACUCGGACCGUUACAGAGUUACCACCGGAUGGCUUAUUGUCCGUCGGAAAAAGAACAAAAAAAAGGAAUUGACCGUAAUGUCAGUUAAUGCUCUUAAUCUUUGUCUCACAAUCAGGGAAGGAGGUGUGACUUUUGAUGCCUUACAAAAUUACCCGCUUGUAAACUGUUAUCAGGUUUAUUUUGCACAUAGCAUAUAUUACGUCUGUCUUGGGCAUAUUAAUCUUCCAGUACCAAAAUAGAGGAUGAUGGGUAAUACUCAACGCAUGGAUUAUGGAUGCUGUACACAAGUACAGCAGGAAUGCCUUAAUGACCCACAACCAACUUGUUCAUACUUAAGCUUUAUUAUUAAAUAUGACUAGGCCUAUAAUAACUUUGAAGAAAAAAUAUACCGUUUUGGACUCUUGAAUCUGUAUCGACUUUUAAUAUAAUAAAAGUAACCUAACACUA
Molecule: messenger RNA, 4594 nt
Organism: Gadus morhua (Atlantic cod)
Lineage: Eukaryota; Metazoa; Chordata; Actinopteri; Gadiformes; Gadidae
Product: epidermal growth factor receptor substrate 15-like 1
Exons: 24
Coding region: 66-2594 (842 amino acids)
Biological process (GO): endosomal transport; endocytosis
Cellular component (GO): cytoplasm; clathrin coat of coated pit; plasma membrane
Molecular function (GO): cadherin binding; calcium ion binding
Source: RefSeq, a predicted model, not a curated record